GCUUGCGAGCUGCGGGUUGGCCACCCCUGGUCUGGGCAGUCAAAUAAAAAUAGCCUUUUGUCCUUAAGGCUUAGUACUGGUUGGCAGGGAGUGACCAGGUGUACAUUCCCCCUUUUGUUGUUAAAGGUGACUUACCCGUAUCUGGACUGGGAGAGAUGCUGUUUAACAUUUUUGUAAAUGAUUGGGAAAAGAGACAAACAGUGAUAUGGCAAAGUUUGCAGAUGAUAUAAGAUUACUCAAGGUAGGUAAGUCCAAAACUGUUGUGACAAGUUACAAAGAGAUCUCACAAUACUGUGUGAUUAGGCAAUACAGUGGUAGAUGAAAUUUAGUACUGAUAAAUGCAAAGUAAUAUACAUUGGAAAACAUGAUCCCAAUUCUAUAUACAAAAUGAAGGGGUCAAAAUUCUCUGUUACCACUAAGGAAAGAGAUCUUGGAGUCCUUUUGGAUGUUUCUCUGAAAAUAUCUGCACAGUAUGCAGAGACAGUAAAAAAGGACAGGCACUUAGGGACUAACAAGAAAAUAAUUUACUAUAAGCUGGGGACUUAUCAGUUGGAAGUGACAAAAGAGGCGAAAUACCUAGGUAUAUUGGUUGCUAACAAGAUGACUAUGUGGCCAAUAUGUUGCAGACAGGAAAAACGGUGAGUGUAGUGCUAGAAUGCAACAGGCAAGGUAUUUCCAGUCGAGACAGAAGUGUUGGUACACUUAUACAAGAAAUAGUUGCGGCUUUAUUUGGAAUACAAUGUGCAAUUUUGGUCUCCCAUGUUUAAAAAAGGUAAAUUCAAACUGGAACAGAUGCAGAGAGGGACUUCUAAGUAUUUCUGUCCUUCUUCCUACUACACUAGGAUCAUAAGAGGAAUGGAAAACUUACCUUAUGAGAGGAAACUCAAAGAGGUUGGCAUGUUAACCCAACCAAAAGAAGACUGAGUGGAGAUUCAAUCACUCUCUCUAAAUACAUCAGAAGGUUAAAUACCAGAGAGGGAGAGGAGUUAUUUAAGUUAAUCACCAAUGGGUACACAAGAAGAAAAUGAUAUAAAAGAUAAAAGUUUCUAGACAUCAGAGAAGUAAAGUUUUGGAAUAGCCUUUCAAGGAGAGCAGUGGGGACAAAACAUGGAGGGGAUGGUGUGACGGUGCAUCAGGGACCUCUCCCCUCUCCCCCCGAUCCUGCACCCCCCUAGCAGCAAGAUGAGACUCCGCCAGUCAGUAGAAUAGAGAAGAUUUAUUGCUUCUUCAGGAUACAGCACAACAUAGAUGAGAUGUGGUUUCAUGAGUCAGGGCCAGGCAGCCUCAGAUCCCUUCAGAUGAUUCUGGAAAGGAAGGCAAAUAACCAGCAACAGAAACAAAUCCAGAGAGAGAAUCUUCAACCAAGUCAAUCUCACUUCAGUCCAUCUCUUCCAAACACCAACUCUGAACCUUUAUCUACCAUCAGGGUUCAGAGAGACCCAAAACCUACCCUUAUGAAAAGUUUACAUGAGCCUGCAGGAUCUACAGUGCAUUGUGAAGUUUCUAGCCAGAGACAGGAUUUAGCAGGAACUCUCUGCCAGAGACCUAAAAUCAACAUGGUUUACAACCCCAUAACACACACCAAUGUUCAGAAUAAUCUGGGUUCUGUAGUAAUGGCUAGGAACCUUUCAGCACCACUCCCUCAGCAUCAGAGAACAUCCUCCAUCAACAGGAAAAUUGGAAGACAAAUCACAUGGGUGAAUAUGAGUGCUCAACCACCUGCAACAAAUGUACAGAAUCCCUGUAAUGCUCAGCAAGUGUCAAAAGGUCGUGACUUUCAAGGUCAAUCUGUAUCAAACCUGAGAUCAUUUUCACUGUCCAGCCAGGCACAGGAAGCUGCUAUCCAUAACCACCUGACCAGGAAGGACUCUCCCAUGAUGGCUGAGGUGACUACAGCCGGUACCAGACUAAAUCCAAGAAAUCCACAGUUUCACAACAGGGAUGCUCACCCUCUUCUGAAGUCCAGUAAAAAGAUGUUCCAGGUCACAGCAAAUAUGGGAGCUGCUGGAGAUCCCAAAGCUUCAAUGGGCAGUUACUCCCAAUCCUAUGGGACCAUAUGUAAAUCUGCACUCCAGAAUCUUCCAAUAUCAAAUACCUGCCAACAGGCUCCAGCAUUGAAUACACACCAUCAUUGACUAAGAUGAUUAUAGCCAUCCAUCCACAGACCUUGAAGGGAACUAACAAUUCCAUUCUUAGGGAUUUGGCAGGACCCCAGAUGCUAGAGAAGUACUGCCUGCACUCACUGUACGGGGCACAGAACCACUUUCUCUGAGCAGGACAGAGUGGUCUGGCAUUCUGAUCCAUUUAACUUGUCAAGCCUGUGCAGACACCCCAAGGAAAGCAGGGGAUGCAGCAUUGUUUCCAUACAAUGCUAUAGGCAUAGUUUAUUUGUACAUUCUAAUUUUCAUAUUCAGUUAUCACUGAUAAGCACAGAAAGCUGCUUUAUUCUGCUGCUGCUGGCUUGUGGUGUUAGAUAUAUCCAGGCUGAUUUGUCCAUCUGUAUUGGCCUCAAUUUGUGUUCAGUGAAUCAAAAUUUUGGAGAGGAUCAGGUAACUAAGAAUAGGCCAUUCUCUAAAACCCAGGAAGAUUAAAUUUACUGGCUACGUCUAGACUGGCAUAAUUUUCCGCAAAUGCUUUUAACGGAAAAGUUUUUCUUUUAAAAGCAUUUGCAGAAAAGAGCAUCUAGAUUGGCACAGACGCUUUUC
Molecule: messenger RNA, 2705 nt
Organism: Pelodiscus sinensis (Chinese soft-shelled turtle)
Lineage: Eukaryota; Metazoa; Chordata; Testudines; Trionychidae
Source: RefSeq, a predicted model, not a curated record